AUGUCACAGUCGGUGGAUCUAGACAACCUGUUCACCAGAGAGCUAGAGAAGAAUGACGGCUCCGUACUCUGUAUUAACCAGUCUGUGGUGGGUGAUGUCGGCUGCGUGGUGUGGGACGCCGCCAUAGCUCUAACUCUCUACCUGGAGACUCCAGAUUUCCAGGAGACUCCUGGGAGUAACAAACUGAGAGGGAAGAAUGUUUUGGAGCUUGGAGCUGGGACAGGCAUUGUUGGAAUACAGGCCGCAUGUCUUGGUGCCAAUUCCAUAAUCACAGAUCUUAAAGACUUUGUUCCACUGAUGGCUUUGAACAUCAGGGUGAACCAGGCCCUGAUCACAGGUAGUGCCAUAGCCAGAGAACUCAGGUGGGGAACAGAUGUGACAGACUACCAGCCGCCUGAUUACAUACUGAUUGCUGACUGUGUGUAUUAUGAGGAGGCUGUAGGACCUCUAGUCCAGACUAUAACUGACCUGUGCGAUGACCACACGGUGGUCAUUUGCUCCUAUGAGGAGAGAACAACUGGAAAUAAACCCGAGCUGCAAAAGAAAUUCUUUGAAUUGGUAGAGAAAGUGUUUCAUGUGGAGGAGAUACCUUUGGAGCGCCAUGAUCCUGUUUACAGGAGUGAAGAUAUCCACAUCAUGAAAUUCAUCAUGAAAUAAAACAGUAAUUAUAGCUUGGAAACUGAGUAGCAUAUAUACUUGACCCUGCAUUUGGGAAUGAGGAUAUCUGCAUUAUACAGUAUGAAAUUUGUCCUGAAAAAGAAGGAUGAAUACGACUUGGAAAUUGGUCAGCAUUUAAAUUAAGCCUGUUCCCUGGUUUAGUUGACUAGGAUUUCUACAUGAGUGCUGAACAUUACACUGAUCCUGAUAGGGUAAGAUGUACCCACAUGACCAUGUAACCUUGGUAAUUAAGUUCUUAGCCAGGGAACCGAAGUUAUACAUAUAUAUAUUUUUUUGUGAAAUUGGGGCCUGGAGUUGGGGUUGACACAUUAACUGAAUUUAUUCUUUGUCCGGAACAAAUUCUAUGGAACAGAUUUUUUGCUUGGUAUUAGCUGAAAGUAACAUCUCUUUACUCAAAUCUUAGAACAUUAAAAUUAAAAAUGA
This is a messenger RNA of Lingula anatina, 1101 nucleotides long. RefSeq names its product protein N-lysine methyltransferase METTL21D-like. NCBI's taxonomy places the organism in Eukaryota, Metazoa, Brachiopoda, Lingulata, Lingulida, Lingulidae. The record is from RefSeq and is a predicted model, not a curated record. Gene Ontology annotation, cellular component: protein-containing complex; cytosol.